AUGGCCUCGGUGCACUUACACCCGUGCGUAUCCUGGCUGGCCAUAUGGUCGAUGCUGCUGGCAUUCCUGUCCUCCAACGUCCCCGUGGCUGCAGACCAGACAUCAUGGAUUAAAUAUACGGGCAAUGACGGCACAGUAUGGCUCGACGACGCCCGGAGGCCGUCGUUAUAUACCCAGAACUUUGGCGACUGCCAGGGCGACUCUCUCAUCAAUGUCACUCGCUUCGAUGCCGCGUACUACAAGGACAACAUGACAGUCCUGUUCCACUUGGAGGGAAAUUCUGCGUUGACCAACGAGAGCUUGAUGCUCUACAUCGGUGUCUUUGCCUACGGGGAGUCGCGUUUUGAUCUGACCUUCAACCCCUGCAAUGCAAACAUUGACAGCCUGUGCCCGUUGAACUCGUCCAUACCCAUCACAGCCAAUGGUAUUAUUCCAGUGUCGCAAGCCGACGUGGCCAACAUACCGUCGAUCGCGCUCACCAUUCCGGAUUUCGAGGGACAGGCCAUUCUGCGGAUCUUUGCGAAUUCAACCCAGUCUCAGAUCGCCUGCUUCUCCGCCGUUGUCACCAAUGGCGCGACAUUCUCCCAUCCGACUGCUAUUGCGUCAGUGCUCGGUGUGUUCACCGUGGUGGCCUUGAUAUCGUCGAUCGCGGUAACAGUCUAUGGACAGAGUGUUCCGGAAACCCGCAAGCAUUAUGCCCAUUCGAUCUCGAUGCUGGUGGUAUUCUCCGUCUACCAGCACAUCUUCUUCACGGGAGGGUUGUCGAUGAAUUGGCCGAGUGUUCUUGUUUCGUUCUGGAGCAACUAUGCAUGGUCGGCCGGUAUAAUAUACAGCCGGCAGAUGCAAAACUCCAUCAACCAGUUCAUUGGAGGCAACCGGGGCAAUAUCAGUAUGGUGGGGGCGGCUCCAAGUGGUGAAAAUGCCGUCGGCCUCGGCGGUGGGUACCAGAUCUCGCAGAUAUACAAGCGUGCGACCUUGAUCCCUUUCGAACCCUACGAAGGGACAGGGACGACCUUCCGGCCUUCUGAGUUGGAACAUGUCCUCAGGAGAAGGGACACCGGCAAUUUCACCGCGGCUCCGUGGCACGGCACACCGGUGCUUCCUGGGUUGCCCUUGCCUGGAAACUAUUCUGGAUUUGCUGGGACCUUGGCUGAGCUGAAUAUUCCUGCCUCUAACGCCUUUUUGACGGGACUUCUGUGGUUCCUGAUUCUCGUCGCCUGCCUUCUGGGCGCCGUUGCCUUACUCAAAUUGACCGUGGAGGGUCUGGCGGCCGUGAGACUCGUCAAGACACACCGGCUAGGUUAUUUUCGAAAACAUUGGCUGUGGUUUUCCGGCGUGGCGGUCUUACGGACGUGUUACAUUGCCUUUUUCAUGAUGAUGUUUUUGACCAUGUUUCAAUUCAGUCUGGGUGGAGCUAAUGGCGUCAAAGCCAUUGCUGCCGUGGUGUUUGUGGUCGUCCUCGUCGGAAUGUUCGCUGUCGCCGGGUAUGCUUUGUGGUACCGAACCAAAUCUGAAGCAAUAGCAGAAGUGACUGGAGAAGGCAGUGGUGAGUCCGAGCCUGCCGAGAAGACCGCUCAAUCUACAUGGUACAAACUCGGCCGAAGAAGGACGCGUGGCGAUGAUGCCGGUGGGCCAGACAUAGCCAAAGAGCCCACGUGGCUGCAAAAGCAUCUGGUAGAUUUCGACACAGGGCGAGUCCAUGUCCAUGACGACGAACAUUAUAUGACCAAGUUCGGGUGGCUGGCAGCUCGAUUUCGCCGGAGCAAGUGGUGGUUUUUCUCCGCCUGGCUGCUGUACGAACUGGUUAGGGCCGCGUUCUACGGCGGUGCCGCAGGGCACGCCUUAACCCAAGUGUUCGGUCUGUUGGCCUGGGAGACGAUCUCACUGGUCGCCAUUGUCUUGAUGAGGCCCUUCGAAAGCAACCGACUCAACCUAUUGAUGGUAUAUCUCCUGGGUUUCAGCAAGGUCGUGACCGUGGCGUUGUCCUCGGCGUUUGAUGCUCGAUUUGGUCUGGAUCGGAUCUUGACGACUGUGAUAGGAGUCGUCAUCAUCGUCAUUCAAGGAGUCUUGACCAUCUGCCUGAUGAUUGCUAUCGUGUUGGGGGCCAUCUCCAGUUACAUGUCCAUCACUCGGUACCGCGAGACCAUCAAACCUCAGUCAUGGCUAGGCCCCCGGACGCGUUAUUUCGAACAUGUUGAUCAGAAAGCUACGGACCGACCCAAGCCUCCUCCGCCUCCUCCACCGCCCGAGCCAGAAGUUCCGAAGGAGCCCUAUUUCACCGUGGCGGCUGUACGUCGGCAGCCCAAAAUCGAGGACGAAGUACCCGUAACGGAGCUUUACACGUCACCACGAGUCUCGAUGAACCCGGAGCGAGAGCUGAGUCAACAGAGAGGCGUCUCUCGGACACAAUCCAUGCGAUCUCGAACUAGUGUCUCGAAUCUGCCCUACGGCGCCAGACCGCAUCGGAUGAGCUGGAGCACUCACGACUUCCAUGACUUGGAGGCGGAUCGUGUGAUGAGCCCCGUGCACCCUAGAAUGAGCCUGGAGAAUAUGCAGGAUGUUUCACAGAGACCUCGCACAUCGAGUCUGAGAGGGCCGUCACGAAACGGGCCUGUGGGCUUUGAUAUAGCCACGACACCCAAUAGUUCGGACACCCAGCUACAGCGGAUUCGACAUCGACGCAGUGUGUCCACGCCUCUUGGCCCGAACCGGAACAGUUCCGUUGUGCACGAAGAAAAGGAGACUGAGUCUGUCGAAAAUGACCAUUGA
Molecule: messenger RNA, 2769 nt
Organism: Capronia coronata CBS 617.96
Lineage: Eukaryota; Fungi; Ascomycota; Eurotiomycetes; Chaetothyriales; Herpotrichiellaceae
Exons: 2
Coding region: 1-2769 (922 amino acids)
Biological process (GO): fungal-type cell wall biogenesis; transmembrane transport
Source: RefSeq, a predicted model, not a curated record